Molecule: messenger RNA, 877 nt
Organism: Laccaria bicolor S238N-H82
Lineage: Eukaryota; Fungi; Basidiomycota; Agaricomycetes; Agaricales; Hydnangiaceae
Exons: 3
Coding region: 1-777 (258 amino acids)
Molecular function (GO): acyltransferase activity, transferring groups other than amino-acyl groups
Source: RefSeq, a predicted model, not a curated record
AUGUUGAAUCCCCAACUUUUUCCUCUCGAAGUGGACCCUCAGACGGGAGAGCCAUUCCUUCGUUUACGGCAUCAUAAAUCCAUCAUCCUCACUCCUGCGCGUUGGGAUGACGCAAAACAACUUUUGGAAUACAUGAACGAUCCUCGUUUGUGUGUGUGGUUGAACAGCCCACCAUUCCCAUAUCUCCCGGAACACGCGGAAAGUUGGUUGGGGAGGAUGAUCGGCCCUUCUAGAGAUAUCCUUCAAGAACUGGAAGAAGCAAAGGAAGUUGCGGAAUUGAAAACUGUUGAGGAUUGUCCUGUCCACAUCAUCCGAGAAGUAAUGGAUGAUGGGACACAAAAGCUCAUAGGAAACGCCCAUAUGUUCCGAUACAAAAAUGGCGAGCUGGUGUUGUCGGAUGGCAGCUGGACGGUGGACUGGGCUGGGAAGGCCAAACGGGAGGAAGAAAACGGAAGUCGCAAAGCUGGCGACCCAGAAAUCAUAUGGAGUUUUGGGGACUGGCUCGCGCCAAGCCACCACAAUCAAGGAAUUAUGACCGACGCGGUGGAAACCCUGCUGCAUGACUGGGGCGUACCAAGGAUGGGAGUGCGGCAUAUGAUUGCGGCGGCAUUCGAAGGCAACAUGGCAAGCGUGAAGACCUUCACAAAGAAUGGCUUUGACAUGGUAUACACAUCAAAAAACCACUUUGAGGUGAAAGGAAAGAUGCAGGGGUUGCACGUUCUGGAGUGGAAAGCUGCGGAAAACUUGGAUUUGAUUUCGUUUAAUUUCAGACCAUAGUCGGGUUUCACAAAUUUCUCCUUUGCAUUUGGGUUGUGGACCAUUGUAUACGGCAAAUUUUCUGAGACUAGCCUCGAUAGCCAACAACGCUGAAGCGAGA